Molecule: messenger RNA, 963 nt
Organism: Neolamprologus brichardi
Lineage: Eukaryota; Metazoa; Chordata; Actinopteri; Cichliformes; Cichlidae
Source: RefSeq, a predicted model, not a curated record
AUGCAUCCAAAUUCUCCUCAUUCAUCAUCUAUCAACGUCUUCAAACAGCCUUCUAGAUCUUCCAGAAAAGUCCACAACUUUGGCAAGAGGUCCAAUUCAAUCAAGAGGAACCCGAAUGCCCCAGUGGUGAGGAGCAGCUGGCUUUACAAACAGGCCACGCACCCCAACAUGCGGACGUAUUACUUCUGCACUGACACAGCCAAAGAGAUGGAGUCCUGGAUGAAGGUCAUGACAGACGCUGCUCUCGUCCACACUGAACCAGUCAGGAGAACGGACAAGUUGAAAGGGGACCAGCGGAGAUCUCAAGAGCCGAACAACCUGCUGAACCACAGAGUCCUCACACGGCCCGAGAUCCAGAACAACGAACGCAAUCGAGAACCUGCGUGUCAACACUCGCUGUCGCAGGUCGACGACAAAAGGCAAAAAGAUGUGAAACACAACGACCAGAGGGAGCAGGAGUACUACACCCUACAGAGGGAGGGGGAAAGGUACUCUCUGAAGAAAGAGGGCGUGAGCUACAUGCUGCAGAAGGAUGGAGAUAGGUAUCUCCUGCACAAGGAUGGAGAAAAGUACCUGCUGAGAAAGGAUGGGGAGAAAUACUCGCUGCAGAAAGAUGAAAAGGUGUACACCAUUCACAGAGAUCUGGAGAAGUGCGGCGUCCGGAAAACAGAUGAGAAACACGCGGUGACGCCGGCUGAGGAAAAGUACGCACCCUCCAAAGAUGGGGAGAAGUAUCUGCUCGCCAAAGACGGAGAGAAGUACGCGCUGCAGAAAGUAGGCGAUCGCCACACGCUGCAGAAAGAUGGGAGGAAGUGCCUCUCUCAGAAGGAGGUCCGGAGGCAGCUGUCGCUAAAGGAAACCGACAGGUUCAGCACCAUGAGGGAGAAGGAUAAUAAGUACGGCACCAUACAAGUUAUGGACAAAUACAGCACGAUGAAGGAAAUUAAGAGAUACACAUCUUGA